GUAAAAUCUCUAUUGUAAAAAACGGAUCAGUGGAUGGCCAUUGGACUUCAGCCGUUCAGCCCCCUUUCCCCAAUAUUUAUUAGUUCAAUAGCAAUUGAAUAGAUUUUCCAAAAUAAAUAAAAUAAUCUAGAAAAUCGAUUUCACUAAAGGAAUCGGCAGCACAAAGCUCCAGACACAUGCUUGGUAAAUAAAACAACAUGAGUGUAGACCGGCGAAGAAGACAGAAGACCGGAAGCGGUAAAGGCUCAAUCUCGAAAUUGAGGAAGAAUAAAAUGGAGAAGAAGGAAGGAGGAAAAGGAAUUGAAGACCAAGGAAGUAGAUGGAAGAGACAGAAGAAAAGGGAAGAAGAAGGAAGAAGAAGACCUGGCAACUUCUCCGGGGACGAUCUGAUAUCCGGCGACGACAAGUGGUCCGACGAUAAUCAACGGCAGACGGUCGGCAAUGAACACAUGGCAUCUCAAAUCAAUACCGUCGAGAAGAAUUACUCCCGCUUAUUCUCCAACUCGCUCCAUCAUUGCAAGGACGAAGAAACUUACUGAUUCACCGCAUAAAUGACGGGAACAAGAUGGGGACAAGACUUCCUGUAGCUGCUCCGAUCUGGACUUGCGAUUUCUCUUGUCCAGGGGUAUUUUUGUCUUCCCGUUCAAAUUAAGUCUUAUUUAGGAGUUAAAAACUUCUAACUCUUAUUUUCAUUCCCCGUCAUUGAUUUACUCCUAUUUGAAUCUUAUUCCCUUGUUUUAUUCAUAGCCUAUUAAUUAUUGGAAAUGAGGGUGCAAUACAACGGGAAUGUUUAUAUGUGCAUGUAUGUCGGAUCGAAGUGGUAAUAUAUUAAUUAUUACGUGGCGAGAUAGGAUUGAAUGUAACUAGCAAAACAAAUACUAUGUGGAGUGCUUG
Cuscuta epithymum is the source of this 894-nucleotide messenger RNA. The record is from the annotation of a GenBank genome assembly. NCBI's taxonomy places the organism in Eukaryota, Viridiplantae, Streptophyta, Magnoliopsida, Solanales, Convolvulaceae.